GAGCAAACACACUUUGCAGGAUUCAGUGUUUUUGCAGUGAUGUUUGGCUCCAGCAGCAGUCAGGUGUCCUGCGUCAGGAUUACAUGAUUUCAUUGUGUUAAGCAUCAGAAGCCGCGCCCUCUCCGCUUCUCUGCUGCUUUGGUAUGUCUCUGCGUCACGAGUUUGUGUAGCAAUCGAAAAGAGGAAGAAAGCCCAGACAGGCUGCGUGAAGCCACAGCCUCCUGUGAUGUCACAUCAUGUCAUGUUAGAUCCUGUAACGACGCGCGGCGAUCAGGUAGGUCUGGUUCAGUCACAUUCUGACCGCCUUGCUCUCUCCUUCCUCCCUCCUCCCGGCGUUAAAGUCUUUGUUUUCCACCUGUUGCAGCUCUUCCUCAGACGGUCUUCCUCAGACGGUAUUUCUUAGACACUCUUUCUCAGACAGUCUUCCUCAGACGGUCUUUCUUAGACGGUCUUUCUUAGACAGUCUUCCUCAGACGGUCUUUCUUAGACAGUCUUCCUCAGACGGUCUUCCUCUCUCGGAGUCGUCAUGGAUUACUCCAAACCGUUCUCGGAGCUCAACGAGCGGCUGAGGCCUCGGCUGGCCUCCAGCGACCUGCUUCACUCCUCCCUGUGCAGACUGGAGGAGAGGAAACCCACAUCAUACACACCGACGGUCCUCCCGUCAGAACCAGAACCACAGAUGGACCCGGAGGAACCAGAAGAGCAUCUGAUCCGCAGCAGUACCGACGAGGGGCUUUGCUCUGAUAUGAUGCCUUUCAUCAACUCCUGCUUCAACUUUGAGCUGAACGUGAAAGACGAGGAUGAGGCCAGCGACAGCCGCAGCAUCACUCAGUCCGAGGAGACGGACAGUCCAAGCGAGCUGCCGUCAGAAGAUUCGAUGGACUCCUUAAAGGCUGGAGCCGGGCCCGGUCCGGGAGAUAGCCCCUUCCAGAGGUUCUAUGGUGACAAAACCUUACCGGACCUGAUCAGCACCGGCAGGCCGCUCGGCAGGCGCAGGACGCUGACACACGUCUCCGACACGCUAAAAGAAGUCCGCAGGGAAGUGGAGCUGUCGCGCAGGAGGAGCAUCAAGCUAAAGGCUCAGGUGGACAAACUGCAGGGAAGCACCGACGGACCGGGCUGGAGCCAGAACCGAGAGAGGGUCACAGACGAGGUUCUGUCGGUCGUAAGGCUGCUGCAGCCGCUGAUAGCGUCAGAAUCCGGCCGAACCGAGCCGCGAGGCGGGGAGAGCCGCCUGGACUCUGCCCUAGCGGAGCUGAAGAAUGUGGCACGACAGCUGGCAAUCAGCCAUACCAAGCAUGAUUCAAAACCUGGAGCAAGUGGAGCAGAGGAGAGCGCUGUCCUGCAGCAGGCUCUGAGGGACAGAGACGACGCCAUAGAGAAGAAGAAGGCGAUGGAGGGCGAGGUGCUGCGGAGUAAGAACGAGAUGAUGGCGCUGAACAACCAGCUGCUGGAGGCGGCACAGAAACGUCUGGAGCUGUCGCUGGAGCUGGAGGCCUGGAAGGAGGACUUUCAGCGUCUCCUCCAGCAGCAGGUGCUGAGCCAGCAGCUGGCGGAGCAGCAGGCCCAGAAUAAGGCUUCUCGCAAGGGCCUCCUGCGGAGAAACAAGCAGCCUCCCAUCCAGCGCCCGCUCAACUUCCUCUACACGUCACCUGCACCUCCCACCACCAACUCCAACCAGAUCUUUGUGAACAAAUCUGCCAGUUCUCCCCCUUUAACUCCCAGCAUACCCGCCUCUCCGCUCGCUGCUGGUCCCAGCGGCGGGACGCGCACCUGGCGGGACAAGCUGAAGAAGAGCAGGCCUCGCCUCGGGCAGCAGGACGCAGCCGAGCAGGAGAGGGAGUGGGGCAGGGCAGACGACGGCUUCCAGGCGGUUUCACUCGACUGAAGCCGUCAGGACAUUUAAUAGACUGGAUCUUUGUAAAGACUCAUGAAUUACAAACGUGCUGCUUAUUGUUGGUUUGACUGGUCAGUGAUGGGAGUCCAGAAAGACUCACAUGAAUCUGCUGAGCUUUUCGUUUUGAUGUGACUCAGGUUGGAAGAGGAGACAUUCUCCAGGAGUAGAGAAAUAUUUAGACAACAGUUUCUUAUAUUUAGACUCUAUGGUUUCUUUUAUUUACUCGAUCUUGCUCUCGCUGCAUAUUGGGGUUCUUGAAGUGUUGUCAGCACAAACAAAAUGAACUAAUAUGAAAAAAACAAGCACAUAUUUUUCUGCAGUCUUGUUUAUCAAACAGUAAAGUAAUAUAUGCACAACCAGUUACAACCUAUUAGAAAUGUGAACAACUUCUGAUACUUUUUAGAGUUUUAGUUAAUCUGAAUUAAUUUUUUUCCAACUCAAAAUCACAAAUCAACAAACCGUGUAAGCUACAAACUAGAGCGUUCAGGAUGUUUUUCAGUCUUCGUUAUUUAUUGAUGAUGUAAGUGGAGAAUCCGCCGUGUUGGUGUUUGUGAAAAACGGUUUUGCUAUUAUGACCAUUUUAUGGUUUCUGAAUAAAAGGAACUGUUGUUCUUUUA
Poeciliopsis prolifica (blackstripe livebearer) is the source of this 2514-nucleotide messenger RNA. It is a transcript of the gene bicdl2l, whose product is annotated as bicaudal-D-related protein 2-like. The transcript is spliced from 6 exons. Bases 527 to 1888 code for a protein of 453 amino acids. Gene Ontology annotation, biological process: Golgi to secretory granule transport; vesicle transport along microtubule. The record is from RefSeq and is a predicted model, not a curated record. Lineage: Eukaryota; Metazoa; Chordata; Actinopteri; Cyprinodontiformes; Poeciliidae.